UACAUAAACAGAUAACGUGGAAACUAUGGGGCGACAGAUGUAAAUAGCAUUGACACAUCCAAGACAAUCCGACACGGCAGUCAUUUACAGCCAUCGCUACGCUCUUCUGCUUGCGCCGACACAAGUUUUGCUUGUUUUUCAAGCAUCUCAUAUUUGUUAUAAGGUUCAGAUGGUAAUUGUUAUGUCACUAAAUAAGUGAGUGAACAUAAUUCUUGCUUCAAUCUGUUAUCAAUGGAAAGUGAGCAGCACGCUGAAGAAAAGACUGCGCGAGUGGUUGUGUACCGAAACGGAACAAAUCGCGAUGGAAAGGUGUUUCUGGUUCCCGGAUCUCUCGACGAGCUUCUCAAAGCUAUCAGUUCCAAGUUCGGAAUCCGAGCUAAACGUCUGUUCACCAGUAGAGGUGGAGAGAUCGACGACACAAGUCUGAUAAGGGACGAAGAAACCUUGUUUGUUUCAUCUGGCGAAAGCUUUACUGACACGUCAUCCUCAGCAUCACAGCCCCUGGCCUGUGGUAACCCAGACUGGGUCUUGCUUAACGUGGGAGGAAAGCACUUCGCUACUACAAGAAGCACAUUGGUUUCCAAAGAGCCCUGCUCUAUGCUUGGUCGUCUGUUCAGCAAAGGUGCUGAUGGCGUAGUAUGGCCAAGUGCCAAGGACAGCCACGGAGCUUACUUGGUUGAUCGAAGCCCUACCUAUUUUGAGCCAUUGCUCAACUACCUUAGGCACGGGCAGCUUAUUCUGGAUCGAGGGGUUUCGCCACGGGGUGUCUUAGAAGAAGCAAAGUUUUAUGGAAUUGAGUCCGUCAUUCCAGAGCUGGAACGGAUUAGUCAGCAGAGUGAGUGUGAUCCUGGUGACUGCCUUCCACUCACAAGGCAAGAUGUGAUUCGAAUCCUCACCAGAACAUCUCACCUGUCAGAACUUCGAUUUCAGGGUGUGGAUCUGUCGGGUGCAGACCUGUCUCGACUGGACUUGCGCCACAUCAAUUUCAAGUGGGCCAACCUGCGCAAAUGUCGCCUAACAUGGGCCAACCUGAGUUACUGUUGCCUCGAGCGUGCUGACCUCACCUUGGCCAACCUCGAGGGUGCGCAACUAGUUGGAGCCAAAAUGAUGCGUGCCAACAUGGAGGCAGCCCACCUACGCUCUUGUAACAUGGAGGACCCUGCUGGAAACAGUGCCAACCUGGAAGGAGUGAACCUGAAGGAUGCUGAUCUGGAUGGUAGCCAAAUGGCAGGGGUGAACCUCAGAGUUGCAACACUCAAGAAUGCAAAUCUACAGAACUGCCAUUUGCGUCAAGCCAUCCUCGCUGGUGCUGAUCUCGAGAACUGCAACUUGUCUGGAAGCGACCUACACGAAGCGAACCUUCGGGGUGCCAACCUCAAGGAUGCUGUCAUGGAGCUCAUGUUGACACCACUGCACAUGGCUCAGGCCAUCUGAUGACUGCUCUGUGCGUGUGUGUGCCUAUCAAGCAGUGGUGCGAUUUCCCGGUGGAUUCCCAUCUUCCUCACUCUGGUGAAACUGUUAUCAGGUGGCCCAUGAUGGCAGUACCUGAUCUGCUCCAGUCUAUUCUUUGUUGCAUCAGCACUUGUUGCAUUCUUGUUGCACCACCAGCUACUUCAUGUGCAUUCGGAAACACAAGUUUUGUAUUUUGCAUUUGUUCUUUGCUUAGCUUGUUUCCGCAUUUCUAUUGCUUUAUGUUAGCCUUUUAACAGCAAUAACUGUAAAAAGUUGCAGGAAGUCCAGAUGCUAAUAUAUGUUUGUUAUGGUGCUUCUUGCGAUAGCCUCAUGAUGACAAACACACAAAAUAUAUGCAUAACUGUAUCCUUAUUUUCUUUUUUCUGAACAAGUACAAAGUAAGGGGGUAUUUAACUAGAUUUCAUUUAAUAAUGUUUUGAAUGCAUAAACACACUCUGCAAGCAUAAUUUUUUUUUAUGAAUAUAUCCACUUACCUUACGCCAAGUAACAUUAAUUUGUGUGACAUGGUGUGGUGCAAAAACAAAAAGACACACUACCCUCUUUUUCUUUGAAAUGUGAGCACAUGACAAGUGUUCUCUGUGAAGUGUGAACCACUCUACAGUUGAACUCAGAUGUUCAAGCACUGUGUAAGCUGCUACACAGUUAGUGCUUAGCCUUCUCAUGUAAAUGUUACAUGUAUCUUAAUCCGAGAACUUAUACACUUGAGUGACUGUUAAAAUAAAAAGAUGGCAAGUCCUUGCUAAUACAUUGAUUUCUGAGUCACAGCAUUCAAAGUCACAAUUUAUUAGUUUCUUGUAUUAAGUUGAGCUUCAUAAUAAGCAGCCAAAUGCCACCUUGCUCCCACAGUCUGAUGUAUGCAAAUUUCACUGUACAUAAUAAAUUUAUGGCACAUCAUGGUUGAAGUUCCGACACUGCAAUAAAUAUCUGACCAGCACUGCAGCAUGCUUGCACAACUAUCUACAAAUCAUGCUUAAGUCUACACAGUACACUGUCCCAGUGUCACAAGCCUGACAUGCCAAGGCCAUACGAUUGAGUGCUUGCCCUUAGAAUAGUCUACUUAGCAAAUGAAU
Dermacentor andersoni is the source of this 2543-nucleotide messenger RNA. RefSeq names its product BTB/POZ domain-containing protein KCTD9-like. The record is from RefSeq and is a predicted model, not a curated record. Gene Ontology annotation, biological process: protein homooligomerization; intracellular signal transduction. Gene Ontology annotation, molecular function: protein binding. Lineage: Eukaryota; Metazoa; Arthropoda; Arachnida; Ixodida; Ixodidae.